Messenger RNA from Penicillium cinerascens, 2325 nucleotides. Its product is annotated as COPI-interacting protein CEX1. Bases 1 to 2325 code for a protein of 774 amino acids. NCBI's taxonomy places the organism in Eukaryota, Fungi, Ascomycota, Eurotiomycetes, Eurotiales, Aspergillaceae. Gene Ontology annotation, molecular function: ATP binding; protein kinase activity. The transcript has 9 exons. Gene Ontology annotation, cellular component: cytoplasm. The record is from RefSeq and is a predicted model, not a curated record. Gene Ontology annotation, biological process: protein phosphorylation; tRNA export from nucleus.
AUGGAUUUCCUCAAAUCAGCCGUCGCGUCCGCCAUCGCCAAGGGUAGCUCAUUUCCCUUCUCGCUAGGUGAUCGAGUCGACAUCGGCGACUCCAUCUGGACGCUGCAUAACGGUACGAAACGGGAUGAUGGUCAGGCAUGCAGUGUCUUUACGUUUGAUAUCGCGGCGAACAAGUCGCGUCUUCAGCUCGCUAAAAAUGCUGUACGCAAGUCGCGCACGCUUCGCCAUCCCGGCGUGAUCAAAGUUCUGGAUACGAUUGAGACGGAAUCGAAUCUGUAUAUCGUUACUGAGCGUGUUGCCCCUCUCGACUGGCAGGUCAGGCGCCGGAGUAUUAGUGAGGAGACCGCGAAAUGGGGUUUGUAUACUGUUUCGUCUACCCUCAAGUUUAUCAACGAAGAUGCAUCCUCGGUCCAUGGUGCCGUGCGUGCGUCGUCUGUUUAUACAAGUGAAAGUGGCGAGUGGAAGCUAGGUGGCUUUGAUAUCUUGAGUUCGAUGAAGGAGGAUGAUGCCAUUAUAUAUACAUACGGCAGCCUUGUCCCAGAUGCAGCUCGUUAUACGCCUCCGGAAAUUGUCAAGGGCGGCUGGGAUUCAAUCAGGCGGCAUCCUUUGGCAGCCGUUGACGCGUACGGCCUGGGUAUUUUUAUUUUUGAAGUAUUUAAUGGCCAUUUUUCUGGCGGUGAUCAGGUCGGCAAGACGACCAACAUUCCUCCUGCCAUGCAGCAGAGCUACAAGCGUCUUUGCACGGCUAAUCCGAAGUUGCGACUCAGCCCUGCGCAUUUUGUUGAGCAGGGGAAGAAGCAGGGCGGGUUCUUCCAGACACCUUUGAUUCGCUUGACAGAUGAUAUGGAGAGUUUAGGUCUCAAGAGUGAUGCGGAGAGAGAGGAAUUCAUCAAUGAACUUGAUAAUCUUUCUGACGACUUCCCCGAGGAUUUCUUCAAAAUGAAGGUAUUGCCUGAAUUGCUCAAGUCAGUCGAGUUUGGCGGUGGUGGGCCAAAAGUUCUCAGCGCUACUUUGAAGAUUGGCGGCAAACUAUCAGCAGACGAGUUUAAUGCCAAGCUGACCCCGGUGGUUGUUCGCUUGUUUGGCAACCCUGAUCGGGCUUUGCGUGUGUGUCUUUUGGACAAUCUGCCUUUGAUGAUCGACAAUCUCUCGCAAAAGGUCGUCACCGACAAGAUCUUCCCUCCAAUGACCUCUGGCUUUACCGAUGCCGCUCCUGUUGUCCGAGAGCAGACUGUCAAGGCUGUCUUGACGGUCAUCAAUAAGCUCAGUGAUCGAGUUAUUAAUGGAGAACUUCUCAAGUUCCUGGCGCGUACUGCGAAUGAUGAGCAACCUGGUAUCCGUACCAACACAACCAUCUGUCUUGGCCGAAUUGCCAAGAAUCUGGGGCAAAGCACUCGCUCGAAGGUUCUCAUUGCUGCAUUCACGAGAGCUAUCAGAGAUCCCUUUGUGCAUGCUCGUUGUGCCGGACUUCUCGCCUUGUCAGCGACCAUCGAUUUCUUCACCGAAGAAGACUGUGCUGUAAAAAUCCUGCCUGCCAUUUGUCCGGCACUUUUGGACAAGGAAAAGCUCCUCCGAGACCAAGCAAACAAGACACUCGAUCUAUAUCUCCAGCGAAUCCGAAAAUUCGGCAACACUAUGGCAGACUCGGUGAUACCACCGGCCGCCGCUGCCGAACCAAACAAGUCCGAUGCGCGCAUCGGCACUUCAAACGACAAGUCUUGGGCCGGAUGGGCCAUAUCCUCAUUCACCAACAAGAUGUCAGCUGCCGACGGUGAAAUCCAGCCGACAGCCGGCACAAAACCCGUCGAAGCAGAUAUCCCCCGCCCCGCCUCAGUCCCUCGCCCGGCUAAAUCAUCCCCCUCUGCUCAAUUAGGACUUCCCAAAGAAAUAUCACGUCCCGUCGCACACCCACUGAGCCGUUCACAAUCCGAACGGCCGGUCCCAAUCCUCCAUGAGGAGCAACCAGAAGACGACGGGGACGAGGUCUUUGACGCCUGGGGCGCCAUGGACGACGACGAAAACGACGACGACCCCUUUACCGCAGCCGUAGCAUCUCCCAACCUCUCGUCUCCUGAUCCCUCUGCAAAAUCGCCCGCCGUGCCAUAUGACGAUGGCGGUGAACCUGAUUUCGCCGCCUGGUUGGCUGCUAAGAACUCCACCAAGGCAAAGAAUCCCCUGCCCAAGGGCCUGGGUAAGUCUGCGUCUACUACUUCUGCGCCUACGAGGAGUACGGUGGCGAAACCGAAGACGGUGACACCGAAGAAGAUUGAUACGAAGCCGAAGGAUGAGGAUGUUGAUGAUGGUUGGGGUGAUGCUUGGGAUUAG